Molecule: messenger RNA, 1005 nt
Organism: Ostreobium quekettii
Lineage: Eukaryota; Viridiplantae; Chlorophyta; Ulvophyceae; Bryopsidales; Ostreobiaceae
Source: the annotation of a GenBank genome assembly
AUGGCCGGCGCCGGACCCGGCAGCAUCUUCGAUCUUGCUCGCGACCCGCCGGCGAGGGGCCGGGACUCAGAGGCGCUGAGGCGGAUGUACGAUCUGCGCAUCAAAGAAGAAACGGCUCCCAUCGGUCGUACUGGGCUGCACAGCCUCGACAAACAGGUUGUUGUGUCUGUGACCAAUCGAUACACCUUUGAACAGACUUGGUUCAAUGCCGUUCGAGGGUCCAAACCUCAGACAUUCAGGCUUCCUGAGGAGCCAAGGGGCCCCGCAAAAGAGGGCGUUAAAGUGUGUGACUUCUGUGAAUGGGGCACAUACACAGCUGUGGACACCUUUGGCAGGAUCGAGAGGCAGCAUGCAGUGGCAGUCUCCAAUUUGUUUAAAUACUGCUCUCCCUGCCAUGGAGUGGUGCUCUUCAAGCACCAUGACCCGCUGGCCUUUAGCCAGGAGCAACUGGCUGACCUACUGGCAGCAUCAAGUGCAUGGUUGUGUGAGGCAGCAGAUGCACACCCUGAUGCUGUAUACCCCCUUCUGGUGUGGAAUUCUGGGCCGCGGGCUGGAGCCAGCCAGUUCCAUGGGCAUGCCCAAGUCAUGCUCAGCAAGGCCACCCUGCCAGCAUACAGCAAACUCCAGCAGGCCGCCCACAUGAGUGCCCUAUCGAAUGGUCGCAUAGAUGGACUGUCCAACAAGAGUGUCUCCUUUUUCUGUGACCUGCUGCAAGCUCACAGAGGCGCUGGCCUCCUGAGGGUAGUUGAGAAAGAUGAAGGCAGGUGUGCGCUGCAUGCUAGCCUGACUCCUGUCAAGGACAUGGAGGUCAUUCUGUGGGGCACAUCACUGGUGAGCCCAGCCUUUCAGGCGGGGCUGCAUGCCGUCUUGCGUGCUUUGAUCGAUGACAUGGGAGUGAGGACAUUCAAUGUGGCCAUCCUGGGAAUGCACCUGGGCCGCUGUACAGGUUCUGUUGAGGGACUGUCAUGGUGGGAAACAAACGUCGGCAAGGUGAUGGCCAGGUGA